AUGGAACAUGUUAAACAUGGAGAAGCUAGAAAAUAUAUUAAAAAUUUAAAUAAGAAGAAACCAAUUCCAUUUAAAAUAUUAUUCCCUAAAGCUAAAAAGGAAGAAUUAGAUUUACUUUCUAAAAUGUUACAAUUUAAUCCAUCUAAAAGAAUAUCAGCAGAAGAAGCACUUGCACAUCCAUAUUUUGCUUCUUUACAUGAUUUAAAAGAUGAACCUGCUUCAAAUAUUUCAUUUCAAUUUAAAUUUGAAAAUGUUGAUAUUACUGAACAAGAAUUAAGAGAUUCUUUAUAUGCUUUAGCAUGUCAAUAUCAUCCUGAAAUGUUAUUACAUUAA
Messenger RNA from Naegleria gruberi, 333 nucleotides. RefSeq lists its product as uncharacterized. The record is from RefSeq and is a predicted model, not a curated record. Gene Ontology annotation, molecular function: protein serine/threonine kinase activity. Gene Ontology annotation, cellular component: nucleus; cytoplasm. The transcript has a single exon. Lineage: Eukaryota; Heterolobosea; Eutetramitea; Acrasida; Naegleriidae. Gene Ontology annotation, biological process: intracellular signal transduction. The coding region runs from base 1 to 333 and encodes 110 amino acids.